CCCGCUAACACCCCGCGAAAUCCACCUGCGGCCGCACGGGUCCCGGGAUUACCGUCACUUCAUCCGCCGAGGAUUAAGAACACUUUAACUCCGCGACUCUUCUGUCCCGAAGACUUAGCGGUAAAGAGCGAUUGUAAAAUCCGCGGCUUUGGCAGCCAGAUGUGCUCUCUGCUGUGGCUCCCGAUACAGGAGGAACUAAGCUCGCCUUCAGCACAGCCACCGCUCCUUGUGUCACAACACGCGACCAGCGGGCAAAACUAACCCUCCAAACGUGAUAAUGGGCCAUUUCUUCCACACCUGGCAGUUGUAGCCCGGCUGGGAUAGGAAACGGCGGGAGCGGCCGUACAUCUGCACCACGCUGAGAGAGACCGGGCCACUGCCGGGUGAUCGGGGGGAUCUAAUUGGUACGGCUCCCUGUAUCGUCUGUCCUUAUCUUAGUGAUUGCUUCCGCGGGGAAAACAAUUUCGGCCUGAUGACGAGUACUUGACUGAAGCCUGCUGCUGGGAGAGGCGAUUUGGGGAGAGAAAGUUGUCGGUCACACGUCGUACAGUACGAUGGAGACGAGAGCGACCUCGCCAUGUGUGGGCCGUGCGUACGGGAGAUGAGGAGACACCAUUCCGUCGGCUUCGGUGAGCAUCUUACGGUAAUCAUCGGCAUCGACAAAGCGCUCUCUACUCCCUGAUUGACCCGCAAAUAGACACAUCAAGGGGAAAAUGAGUUCAGGCUUCGACAAGAUGUUCCGCACCCUGCGCCUGAGUGUGGUGUUUGCCAUCGCCUCCCUAUCAGUUGGCGCCAGCGAGUCGGACAUCGGACUAACCCUGCCCAGCACGGUAAACACCAUCGCGGGGGACCAAGUCACGCUUCCCGCUACCUACACCACCAGGCGGAGAGUCAUGGCGAUCACGUGGCACAAAAUGGACGCCAAGACCACGGAAAGGACGCUGAUCUACUCGUACUACCCGCAGGAGGACGCCCGCGAGUCGUUCGGACCGUACAUCGGCAGGACCAACCUUGUCGGAAAGGCCUCGCUGACGAUCAGCCCGACUACGCCCGACGACGAGGGCAAAUACGUGGUGAUGAUUCUGGCCAAGGGCGCCGGCAGCGCCGAAGGUGUCGUAAAACUCUCCGUCAUGGUUCCUCCCACGGUGAGAGUCGGUCCCCUGGAGAAUUACGUCAUCUCCUUCGGGCGCACGGCGUCCCUGCAGUGUGUGGUGACGGGAGCCAAGCCUAACAUCACGCUGCUGUACUGGGAGAAGGACGGCCUCAGGAUCAGUACGUCCAGGUACAGUAGGAAGUAUUCGGGAGGGACUUUGGACAAUCCAAACCUGAGGAUCAGUCACGUGACCAGAGAGGAUGCCGGGAAGUACUCCUGCCUUGUGCAACAUCCAGUUUCAAACAUCAAAGCCACGAUGAAGAUGAAAGUACUUUACCCAGCAUCUAUAAUCAGUAUCUCUGAGUCCGUGACGGCCAUGGUGUCAGACACCGUCACCAUACAGUGUGUGGCCGACGGCGACCCCACACCGAACAUCACGUGGUCUAAGAACGGGAGGCGCCUGCGCAGUCAGUCCAGCGUGAUGUCACGUGACGUGGUGGUGGCGUCUGUCCGUGUGUCAAAGGUCAGGGUGAACGACAGCGGGACUUAUCUGUGUAAGGCGAACAACGGUGUGGGGGGAGACAGCACAAAGUCACUCACUCUAACUAUACAGCAACUGAAACGUCGAGUACCGUUCUCCACCCUAGCGGUGAUAGUCGGCGCCACUGCCGGCGGACUGUGGCUAGUCGUGUGUGUCGGCUUCGCUAUCUACUGUGCCAGGCGGAGAAAGCGGGAAAAGGAGAAGAAAAAGUUUGCAUUCUAUUACAACAUCGGCCGCAGGCAGCCUGGGGUGGGAGAUACCACAACCGAAGACGACAAGGAGCCACCUCCAUACUCUGCGAUGCCAGCGAAACCAGACAACAAGGCGUCAAGCUACGGCGGUAUCAAUACUAUCAGGAAGUCCAUUGGGAGGAAAGACAGAAGAUAUGCCCGAGCCAUGUUCGCCUAUCGUCCGAGAGAGGACAAUGAGUUGCCCUUGGAGACGGAUGACGUCAUCGAGGUGUUGGAGGGGGAAGAUGGCGGCUGGUGCCUGGGUUACCUGAGGGGCAGGAUAGGCCUGUUCCCCUCUAACUACGUCAAGUUUGUGACCACAAGUGAAGUUCUGGCCAUGAAAUCCGGCGCGACGUGCCAGAUGGUGGCCCUACAGGAGACGGUGGGCUCCAAGAGAUCCAUCUGACGACUCCGCUAGCUGCCGGACACGUGCUCAGCACCCUCAUACGAUUCCACGCGCGUCGACAGAACUCACGUUCCCGCGGGGGACACCUCGAACGGCCGCGCACUGACAGGGAAUCUGAUGGAUGUUGGCAGGCUAGCCCGAGCACUGGAGAUUGAGGUGUAAUCUCGCCCGCUGCGGUGCCAAGGGUUCCGUACGUACGUGAGAAUCACCUCAAAUAACACACCGUCCACUAGAUCGGGCGCGGGGGGAUCUACUCACUCAGUCAUCUAAAUGGAAUAGCUUCACUACACAUAAUCUAGUUUGUAAAGAGAGAGGAGAUUUUAGAUGGCAAGUGCAGUGCGAGGACUGUCACAUUGGUUCUAUAUAGAUUGCACUGAAUUUCACCGCGAGUAUUAGAGCUUAUAUUUUUGCUAGCACCAUGCAUCUCUUUGUGGUGAUUUUGUCUAGAACACGUCCCCAACGCACGUUACGCGGCCGCGCUCCGUUUACACCAUUAUUACAGCUUGUCGUGUGGGGAAGAAUAUUGAAUUUCGAGUCCAUCAGAGUGUAGCAAAAUAUAUUUACCAUCAAGGGUGCGAUGGGAUUGUGUCUAAAGGUCUUUGAUAGUUUCUCUGCGGACGGAAUCCUCAUCUACCUGCCAUGAUAGACUAACUGACCUACACACGGAUCCCGACGAGCGGUUCAGGAUAUUAUCUGCAAAUGUCAGACGGCACAUCUUUGGUAGUAGUUUGAUGUUUGAGACGCUUGGACAGAUAUUGGAAGUUCACUUCGUCCAUCUAUCAUAUAAU
Messenger RNA from Branchiostoma belcheri (Belcher's lancelet), 3058 nucleotides. Its product is annotated as hemicentin-2-like. The transcript is spliced from 9 exons. NCBI's taxonomy places the organism in Eukaryota, Metazoa, Chordata, Leptocardii, Amphioxiformes, Branchiostomatidae. Bases 714 to 2270 code for a protein of 518 amino acids. Gene Ontology annotation, cellular component: cell-cell junction. The record is from RefSeq and is a predicted model, not a curated record. Gene Ontology annotation, biological process: cell-cell adhesion. Gene Ontology annotation, molecular function: cell adhesion molecule binding.